AUGGAAUUGAAAUACGGGUUUUCUCAGAUGCCCGACUCUCGGGCAACUACACUCUUUUACUAUUCUAUUGUGAAAUGUGUCUACGGCGACCGUAAGCCCGAUCACACAUUAGCGACCAUGGCGAUCAAAAAAUUCAAACGAAGCGGCAACCUUGCUGCCAUGAAAAGGGUAUUUGAGGAGGACAUCGAGGCACAUACCGCUCAAAGUGCGCAGGCCACGCUCAUACUCGCGUGCUCGACGGGGAUGUGGGAGCGGGCACUCUCGCUGAUGAGAGCGCACCCAUAUCUAGCUCGUAAUAUCAGCAACCAACACAUUCUCAUCAAUGUCCUUUGCAGUUCUGGGCGGCUAAGCGAGGCGCUCGAGGAACUCCGCAGGUUUCACCCGGUGAUGGAGGUACCACCGGUCCUGAUCCGACCUAUCAUCGGGAAGCUUUCCGCGGAUGGAAAUCAUCGGCAGGCAUUGAGGCUUACCGCUCUUGCCCUCGCCGGGGGGUAUCCGCUAGACCGGUCACUAUUUUCCUCCCUCCUUCAGUCAUUACGGGAGACCGGUCAGUGGGAAGCGGCACUGGAGACCGCACAGUCCCUCGACUUGUUUUCGUCUACAAGGUUGCAAGCACAGAGAAAGUUCGAGUUAUUUGGAAAACUAGUCGACUGCAUGUAUGAUGCAGAUCCUUAUGGGGACUAUACCGUCGAAGAGGUGGUGCGCGAAAUGCUUUCGCGGAUGAGUCCGAAGGAUUUCGCGCUCCGAACUUUGGUCAAGCAGCAACAGUUUCGUCUGAAGACGCAGUCGGAGAUUGGAAGACAAUUUAGCACCUUUCUGCCGCAGUUGAACGACAUUUUUGCCAAGGUUUUGUCAAUUCCGAGGUGGUACCAGCGUAAUUUAACCGUUCUCGUGGAUGAGGCAGAAUCCAGCAAUAGCGUCAUCCUGGUGUUGGACACAAAUUUUGUGCUUCAAUCAGUCACCAAAAAUUUGCCUCUGGAGCACUUUUACCAUAAUAUAAGAAAGCAGUACCCUCACCUGGAAAGCGAGCAGCGCAAACUGGCGAUUGGCGUUGUCCCGUUCAAGGUCGUGCAGGAGGCGUAUCGCGUGAUUUGGAGUCCGAGAACCCAUCUGUGUCAUUUUAUAAAGUUGUUGUUAUGGUCUAGAGUAACUUCACUGUUGCGGCAGAACAACAUACACGUGCUUCCACUUCCGUUAGAGUUCCAGACAUCCUCUAUGUCGAUCAUAACAAGAAUGGCGUAUCACAAGGCUUUUGGGGACGAGUCCGAUACGAGCAGCCGUUAUGACCCUGAUCGACGCAUUCUAAAUGUUUGCCUCUACCUACAGUAUUUGUUUCGCAGCAAAAAGGCCUGCAGGCUGUGCGGUUCAUCUAUCCCGGAAGGGACGCUUUUGUUCUCGUUUCUGAAGUAUCAUGUCCGUCGUUUCGAUAACACGGUGAAGGGUAGCGCGACAGACGCGCUUAUAUUAUGCACGAUGGAUAAAAAAUUUUCCCGCGCAGCAUGUGAGGCCGGCUUAGACACCUUCCCUACAUUAGUGCGAAACGAGUAA
Molecule: messenger RNA, 1548 nt
Organism: Phytomonas sp. EM1
Lineage: Eukaryota; Euglenozoa; Kinetoplastea; Trypanosomatida; Trypanosomatidae
Source: the annotation of a GenBank genome assembly